Messenger RNA from Teleopsis dalmanni, 808 nucleotides. RefSeq lists its product as uncharacterized. The record is from RefSeq and is a predicted model, not a curated record. The transcript has a single exon. NCBI's taxonomy places the organism in Eukaryota, Metazoa, Arthropoda, Insecta, Diptera, Diopsidae. The coding region runs from base 23 to 778 and encodes 251 amino acids.
UUUAGCGCAAAUAGCGGAGUGUAUGAAAAGUUUAAUAUUUUUCGUGAAGAUGGCUUCAAAUGAAGAGUUUAGUAAAUUAUCAGCAAUAAUGUAUCAACAUUUGGAUGAACACGAAGAAUGCGUUAAGAAGCUGUGUAUGGCAGAAUCCAUCUUGCCAAUGACAGAUUUUUACAAUACUUACGAAAGUGAAGUUAAGGAAAUUGAGUCGCAGCUCGCAUCCGGGAAAGCAGAUAUAAGCAUUCAAACAUUUGCAAAUGCAUUUAAAAGUUUUGAUGAGUAUCCCGUAAAUUUGCAGAAACCGAAAAAGAAAUUACAUAAAGAUGUUAGUAGAGAUAAUACCACUGAUCUUAGAAGUUUCUCAGAAAACAUGAGCGACAUUACAAUUGUAAGAAAUGGUGAUACUACGAUGUCAAAAGAGUAUGCUUCUGCAACAAAGGCUCUUACCGAUUUUAGAAAAUUUCGUCAAAACCUGAAAAUACUUUGCAAUGAAAUAAAACAGCAAGACAUCACUACCCAAUAUGCAGCCAAACUUCGGCAACUUACAUGCUUUGCCUCAGAGCUGGAAAAGCUUGUGCCUACAGAUAUGUCAACAGAAGUUGCUUUCGAUUCGAAUGAGGUUGCCAACUUGUGUCACCUAGCACAGAGAGCAGAGGAUCUUGCAUUUAUACAAAGCAAUCAACAGUUAUUCGAAAUUACUCCACAAAAUAAUGUGGCACGUUUAGAUAAUAUCGUUGAUUUGUUAACGCAUUCAUUAAACUCUAUUAAUUGUCUGAAUUAAACUAAUUAAUUAAAAUAAAUAUGCUUAAUC